AGUUGUUGUUGGAAAAGUACGUGCGAACCACGUUGUGCCUCCGUGAAGCGUAUAACGCAGAGAGGUUUAACUUCACCAGUCAUCGACUUUAAGACCAACCGAGAUUUUUUAGUUUAUCCCAAGGGAAAUAAUGGCUGACACUGAUGAUGUGAACCCUAAAGCUUACCCCUUGGCUGACCCCCAGUUGACACAGACUAUCCUUGACUUGGUGAAUGCUGCUGCUAAUUAUAAUCAGCUCAAGAAAGGUGCCAAUGAAGCUACCAAAUGCCUGAACAGAGGAAUUGCAGAAUUCAUUGUAAUGGCUGCUGAUGCUGAACCAUUGGAGAUUCUACUUCAUCUACCAUUACUCUGUGAAGAUAAGAAUGUACCAUAUGUAUUCAUAAGAUCUAAACAAGCCCUUGGGCGUGCCUGCGGUGUCUCUCGUCCAGUUAUAUCCUGCUCUGUCACGGUGAAUGAAGGGUCACAGCUUAAACCACAGAUCCAGGCUCUACAGAACUCCAUUGAGAAACUUCUCAUUUAGACUUCCUCAGGGAUUCACUGUUAUAGUGUUAAUUACAUGUAGGGUUAUUACAAAAAGAUAUGGGGUAAAUCUGUUUGAUGUUUUCGAGCAAAUUUUCGGAAAUUUGGCUAUAUUUUAUCAUCGGAUCUGCAUAUUUACUCUGCAUCAUUUGUCUUUGUAAUAGGAUGCAGAAAAGGACAGUUGAAAGGCAAACAUAAGAGAUUCUGUUUUAUGAUUCCUUUACCUUGAAAAAGGUCUGUUAUGUGCAUCAUUCUAACCUUUUUGGCAAUGGAAAUUUGGGUAUAAGAGGUACACAAAUUCCUUGAAUGGUCAAAGAGUGUAGGCCACACCAAUGUAAAUUUUGUUUUCUUGGCAGAAUGAAUCUUUUUUCGAUGUCAGCAGAGGGUAUAAAAAUAGAAGUGGAAAGGAGGACUGUCCCAUCAGUUGUUCCUGUUAAAGACAUAUUUGUGUGAUCAGAAAGCCUAGAAUAACAGAAAAAUCAUCUAAAACAAUGAGAUCAGACAAGACAAAAAGUUGGAUUUUCAAUUUUACUUUUUUUUUUUCAACUUAUCCGUAAAACACAAAAUAAAAUUGGUGUUACCUUACGAUUUUUUCUUUAUAAGGGUCCACAAACAUUGAUGUAUGUAUGUGUACUUGUGUUUGCCGUUUUUAUAUCUACAUACUUCUCUUGUUUUAAAAGGUCAUGGAUUUUUAUAACUGUUCAUUCCAUAAAAAAAAUUGUUUCUCUGCUAUUCUCGGGUGAAGAAUUUGUGGAAGUGCCAAGUUGUAGCGUAACCAAUAAGGACAGUUACAAGAUUGAUACUUGCUCUUCAUAUGAUACUGAAAACGCGAUCAGUAACCUCAU
Messenger RNA from Liolophura sinensis, 1364 nucleotides. Its product is annotated as NHP2-like protein 1. The coding region runs from base 131 to 520 and encodes 129 amino acids. The record is from RefSeq and is a predicted model, not a curated record. Gene Ontology annotation, cellular component: ribonucleoprotein complex; nucleolus. Lineage: Eukaryota; Metazoa; Mollusca; Polyplacophora; Chitonida; Chitonidae. The transcript is spliced from 5 exons. Gene Ontology annotation, biological process: ribosome biogenesis. Gene Ontology annotation, molecular function: RNA binding.